This is a messenger RNA of Ectocarpus sp. CCAP 1310/34, 3272 nucleotides long. The record is from the annotation of a GenBank genome assembly. NCBI's taxonomy places the organism in Eukaryota, Phaeophyceae, Ectocarpales, Ectocarpaceae.
AUGCCAAUCCUAGACGGAACGACACCGAACCGCGUUGCGAUCAUCGGGGCGGGAGUGGCGGGUCUGGUUUGCGCUCGCAUUCUCACGCGUGGGGGGUUUUCGGUUCGGUUGCUGGAAGCCUCCGAUGGCGUCGGGGGACGUGUCCGCACCGAUGAAGUGGACGGGUUUUUGCUCGACAGGGGGUUCCAGGUGUUCAUCGAGGCGUACCCGGAGCCUACUCGACAGCUCAACUACGAGACCCUCAAACUGCAAAAGUUUGAUCCCGGCGCGAUCGUGCGUUACGACGGAGGGUUUCACCUCGUGUCCGACCCCAUUAGAAAACCCGGGGCUAUUGUGGACGCGUUGGUGGCUCCCGUGGGCACGCUGGUUGACAAGAUUCGUGUCGGCCUUCACCGAAUAGCGAUCGUCUUUCAAAAGGACGAGGAAAUAUUUGGAGCUCCAGAGGAGACGACAUACGAUUUCCUGACCGAUACCCUAGGCCUCAGCAGCUCCAUGGUAUCGAGGUUUUUCGCUCCGUUCUACCAGGGCAUCUUUCUUUCUCCCCUUGAGGAGCAGUCGUCCCUUCUCUUCAACUUCGUCUUCAAGAUGUUCUCGGUGGGGUCCGCCUCUCUGCCCGAGGGGGGCAUGGGAGAGGUGCCCAAGCAAAUAGCCGCCGAUUUGCCCGACGGGUGCCUGCUGCUGAACACGAAAGUGGUGUCCUUGGACAAGAUCGAGGAGGACGACUACGAUGACGACGAGGGCGAGGGGGACGCCCUCCUCCCCUACUCGGGGUCGUUCGACGGCUCCCCUAGGGUGAGGCUUACCCUCGAGGACGGCAGCGAGCUGCUGGCGCACGCGGCGGUGGUGGCCACCGAGGCCCCCGUCGCCGCGGAAUUGCUGGGGGAGGAGGCCGCUCUCGGCGGGGGAGCGUCGCCCAGCACGGGGAGGUCGAGCACGUGCUUGUACUACGCCAUCGACGGACCUGCGCCGGUGGGUGGGCCGAUCUUGGUGCUGAAUGGGGAAGGAGCCAAGUCCAGCGGGCCAGUGAACAACGUGGUCUUCUUGGAGCAAACGGCCCCAUCGUACGCCCCCGCGGGAAAGUCGUUGGCGUCUGUAACCGUGGUCGGAAGCCCCGACUGCAGCGACAGCGAGCUCGAGGCGAAGGUGCGCGCUCACCUCGCGGAGUGGUUCGACAAGAACAAUGGGGGCGACGCGGGGGCGGGGGGCUUGCCGACGCGAGGGGCGGACGUGGCCAAGUGGAAACACCUCCGAACGUACCGCGUGCCGUACGCCCAGCCCGCGCAGCGACCACCGGUCAGGGAGGGUGGGUUCUACGGGAGGAAGGUCCAGGUGGACGACGCGAUAUUCGUGUGCGGUGAUCAUCGAGCGACGCCGACCCUCGACGGGGCAAUGAAGUCCGGGGUGCUUGCCGGCGAGGCGGUCACGACUGACCUUAUCGCGGGCGAGAGUCGCCCCAUCAUGCGCAAAGGGCAACCAUACCGGAGACGGAAGCAAGUCCGGGUGUAGGAGGGUCGCGUGUCGUAGCGCACCAGGGUGACUGACCUCUUGAUGUCUUAGGAGCGUGGUUCUCUCUUUCCUGUCGUAUCGCGCUCGCUCUGGAUGUCUCUGCUCGGCUUGAUUUAAAUUCAACCGAGGUAGUGUUGAACCAUGCACAACUAGUGCCUGCGUAGCUGUUUCGCUCGGUUCGUGGCAAGGCGGUUUAGAAUUUUUCGUUGACUUUGGCCGUGGUCCGCUCGAGGUCGGCAUCGUUCUUUGGAUCUUGGCUAGGGUUGGUCUACACCUGUUCGGUGGCAUUUCACCUCCACUGCCCGUGAUUUGGCUCCACCGUCUCUUACGUACGAUAUAUGGUAAAUACACCUAGGCGUUUUUGCCAGUACUGCUGUGAUAGCGGUCGGAAUCAUGGAGCGCAGGCUACCACAGGCCAUGCCACUGAGGGCUGAUUCGGGUCGUGGCUGGGUUCCGUGUCGCGGUAUGUUGGCCGUCUUUUGAGUCCCAAGCACAAGGGGGGGGAGGCUGGAGACCACAACAGAGUCCAUUCCCGAAUGAACGGCUGGUGUCUUUUUUCGGUGUGCUCGAGACAUGUUACAUGUAUGUGCUAUCACGGAACGGGUAAGAUGCCAAUCAAGGUCGAAUUGCUGCAGCCAUAUUUGAAUCAAAUUGAUUUUGUGUUGCGGCUCUCGGGCAGGCAUCUCAAGGUAGUCUGUGCUGGAGAACGGACGUUCGACGCCUCUACUGUUGUACAUGUCUUCAACGGCCGGGAGGGUGGGUGUGACAAUCUGCCUCGCUCAUCGUAAGAACACUGCUGUUCUGCACCAAGUGACAUCAGGUCCUCUGAUGCCCGCACGGUCUAUUCCUUUGCUUGCGACACCAGACCACCUCACUUGACGUGCUAAAAAGGAUUUCCGUACGCACAUACAGAGUCCUGCUCUGUGAGCAUGCUGUCCUCGCCGAAGACCAAAAACAUUACGCGAAGCCGAAACCGUACAAACACACAUUUUUGCUUUUUUGGUCUUCACCUCAAAUCAGCGCUCACAGCACACGAGUGCCGUUUACUCCAACCCGUGGUCACACAGAAGAACUCCUCUCUACCCUCCCCUCCUGCGGUACUUUGCCUUUGGUAGGAGUUUUUUCCGCGCGCGAAGCGCGCGUGCGAAAAUAAAAACGGAGCGAUAGCGGAGUUUUUUUUUCGCAAAAAAACUGUUUUAGAUGGGUCCUUUUGUUUCCCCGCCUGGGUUCAGCGCACGUUGAAUAACACCGCCUGUCAGCCCGACCCCUGAAUUAAUUACUGAAGGAGAAAUAAAUACACGCACAGAAAGACUACCCAUUCGAGAUAUACCCACAGUCGAACGGGAUGUGGUGGAGUCUUUUCAGUAAGUGGAGGGAAACCGUCUGGGUACUGGACUUAUUUCGAGUCUUUGUAAGUCUAUACACUGAUGAUUUAUCAGUGAUGCCAGCUGGUGCUAAGCACAAAAACAUCUGUAUAGGUAAAUCUACAUUUCACAAUACAUCCCCUGUAGUUCUAUACUGGGUCAACGACAAAAUAUCGGGGAGAAUCCCUCCGUAGUGUCGUGUACUGUAAGAUGUGACCUUCACAGGGGACACGGCGCAGUGUCUAUUGACAGCUUGCUGGUUUUAGGAAUUUAUGGAGGAAUAAAUAAUAUUGAUGUAAAAUCAUGGAAGAUGGAAAGAAGGCUACAACAGCAGUACAUCACUCGUUUUUCAAACCUAUAGAUUUUUGAAUUUUACGGGCAGUAGGUGUUUACGCCGUUUUU